This is a messenger RNA of Oncorhynchus keta (chum salmon), 686 nucleotides long. RefSeq lists its product as uncharacterized. NCBI's taxonomy places the organism in Eukaryota, Metazoa, Chordata, Actinopteri, Salmoniformes, Salmonidae. The transcript has 5 exons. The coding region runs from base 173 to 589 and encodes 138 amino acids. The record is from RefSeq and is a predicted model, not a curated record.
UUAUAAACAGCUAGAUGGCACAGUAAGGACCAUCAGCAGUUGGGUGACUAGAGAAGACAGACGUCCAGCUCAAGAAUAUCCAGACAGGUUUGCUGUCAGAACUGAAUGUGUAAAACCAUUACAGUUUCUGUAUCAAGUGUCAUCUCCCUCCAUCCAGGAUACGCUGUGUACCAUGGCCUCUCUCUCUCUGUCCCUGGGACUGCUGGUGCUAUGCACCCUGGCUCUUGUACACUGUGACCUGAAUGGCGGCCCUGUCAGAGUGUAUGAUAUUCAUGCCUCCAACCUGAAACGAUGGCUAUUCAUAAAACCAAGCCCUUACGUCAAGGUGUGGUGCGGUUCAUCCUUUCAUGGCAAGAGCAACACUCUGGAGAAACAGGAAAACCCUGUCUGGCCUGGCGAGUUCAACUUUGCUAACAUCCUUCCCAAUGCUGUCCUGACGCUGGAGGUGUGGGAUGAUGUCAUCGGACUAGAUCACCACAUGGGAACCUGCAAAAUCACCAUCCGCCCGGGAACACACAGUGAGACCUGCCAGCUGAAGAGAGGCACCGUCUACUACUCCUACAGCUACGGCUACGUCUACAGUUACUAGAUGGAACAGUUUGAUGAUUAGAUUGUAACCUAUGACCUUUGUCACCCUUUCACUCAUGUAUUAAUUUCCUUGUAGCAUUAAAAAAACAUGCUUCAUA